AUGUCUGGCAGAGGUAAAGGCGGAAAGGGACUCGGGAAAGGCGGCGCUAAGCGGCACAGGAAGGUCCUGCGUGACAACAUCCAGGGCAUUACCAAGCCUGCAAUCCGCCGCCUGGCUCGCAGGGGAGGAGUGAAACGUAUCUCCGGCCUCAUCUACGAAGAGACUCGCGGGGUGCUGAAGGUCUUCCUGGAGAAUGUUAUCCGAGACGCCGUCACCUACACCGAGCAUGCCAAGAGGAAGACUGUGACCGCCAUGGACGUAGUCUAUGCCCUUAAACGCCAGGGCCGCACUCUCUAUGGCUUCGGAGUCGGCAGAGUCCAUCGUCUGCUGAGGAAGGGGAAUUAUGCAGAGCGGGUGGGAGCCGGUGCCCCCGUCUAUCUGGCUGCAGUGCUGGAGUACCUGACCGCUGAGAUCCUGGAGCUGGCAGGCAAUGCCGCCAGAGAUAACAAGAAAACCCGCAUCAUUCCCCGCCAUCUCCAGCUUGCUGUCCGUAACGACGAAGAGCUCAACAAACUGCUGGGAGGAGUGACUAUCGCACAGGGAGGUGUCCUGCUCAACAUCCAGGCUGUGCUGCUGCCCAAGAAAACCGAGAGCCACAAGUCAAAGAGCAAGUAAAUCAUCAAACACAGAUUCUUC
Pelobates fuscus (common spadefoot toad) is the source of this 636-nucleotide messenger RNA. Its product is annotated as histone H4-like. Gene Ontology annotation, biological process: nucleosome assembly. The record is from RefSeq and is a predicted model, not a curated record. The coding region runs from base 1 to 615 and encodes 204 amino acids. Gene Ontology annotation, molecular function: DNA binding; structural constituent of chromatin; protein heterodimerization activity. The transcript has 2 exons. Gene Ontology annotation, cellular component: nucleosome. Lineage: Eukaryota; Metazoa; Chordata; Amphibia; Anura; Pelobatidae.